This is a messenger RNA of Patiria miniata (bat star), 2640 nucleotides long. RefSeq names its product proline-, glutamic acid- and leucine-rich protein 1-like (gene pelp1). Lineage: Eukaryota; Metazoa; Echinodermata; Asteroidea; Valvatida; Asterinidae. The transcript is spliced from 16 exons. Bases 33 to 2630 code for a protein of 865 amino acids. The record is from RefSeq and is a predicted model, not a curated record. Gene Ontology annotation, biological process: rRNA processing. Gene Ontology annotation, cellular component: nucleus.
AAAAUUAACGGAGUCGUAAAAAUUAAUCCAAGAUGGCGCGACCCAUGGAAGACAUGUGUUCCGUGAUGCUGGAAAUUUUUAAACAAGAAAGCAGCCCAUUAUCGCCAGAUUCUUCCAUCAGUUUGCUCACGUCAUUUAUUGAAGAUACGAAGGAGCUACAGAUCUUCGGUCAAGAAAGGAAUUGUGCAAGUUGGAUUGGGUACAUAAAUGGCUGUCUGAACUCUUCAAAAACAAGGUUGGAGGGUUUGAGCUGCUUGGGGGCACUUGUCAGCCAGUGUCCAGCUGAAAUCUUCCAGCAGCAUUGCGUGUCCUGGGUCAGGCUGUUGACACAAACUCUGCAGUCUUAUGACUCUCCUCCAAUUAUUGCCCUGGCAUCCGGGGCUCUAAGGAGCAUCCUCAAGGAAGCAUCUCAAGUGUCUGAGCUGUCCAGAGAGCUGUCCAAUACCCACAUUGCACCGAUCAUAACAGCAGCCUUAGAGCUUAAGACAGAGUGGCAGGAGUCUGCAGUGGAGAUUCUGACUGCCUGCAUUCAGUACUUCCCGGGACCAUCUGGGACUUUCCGGACCCGUGUCGAAAACUUCCUCGUUCAACUCAUGGGCUCCAGCAACGACAUCGACAUUGCAGUGUCGGCCGGUCAGUGCCUGGCCCUGCUCCCCAGGGUCGGUGGGGGAGGGCAAGGGGGCGUCAAGCACACCGAGGCCUGGUCCUAUUACUGCCAGCGUGCCCUGGCUAGCAUCGAUGGCGUGGUGGACAAAAUCUACGGAAAUUCUCGACCAGGGAAGCAGACUGAGCCCUCACAGCCACCGUUCCCUUUGCCCGACGCACCUCUGAAGGAGCCCACUAGGACGUAUACAUUGAUCAGGCAAUAUAAGGUGCUGUGCGCUUGCCUCCAACACAUGCUGAGGACUGAUUUUCCUGAAAUUGUUAAAAUUCCGGUGAACCGCAUCCUGUCGCUGUGCGUUUCGAUUCUUGUACCCAACAUGCUGUCCAAGGGACUAAAAUCUUCAUUACAAAGUGGAAAUUUUUCCUCGGUGCAUAUCGAGGCGUUCAACAUUUUAGCUGCUCUGAUAAGCAGUUGCCGUGGCAACCUGAGCCUCCAUAGAAACGUCGUCAAUGAGCUCUUCGUAAAGUCGCACGCUUUCAGGCAGGGCGUCCAAUCAGAAGACACCAAGCACAGGGUAUUAAGUGGUUUGAAGCUUUCUGCCUACGCCGCUCUUGAAAUCUGGUUGGAGACGGUCGGGAUGAAUUCUGGGAUAGAAACGGCCGCUGAGAAAUUACUGGAGUCAAUAUUGACGGACGCACAACCCCAGGCUCAAAGAACAACGUUGAAAGUGACCUCUGAUAAACCUUCGCUGACUGUCAAGUCGUCUGGAAAAGCCAAGAAGAAGGGUGAGACAGCUGGAGGAGAGGCCAGCACAAGCCUGGCCGGCCAGCAGGCAGCCGUUCCAUCACCCAGCGGCCGAGUGUGUCUGGCGGCUUUGAAAGUCUUGCGAUGUCUGCAGAUGAGCGUUGGAACGAGAGUCAAGCCUGACUUUCACAAGGAUGUACAUGAGUUUGUCGUUCCGCUGUUGCUUCGCCUCCAACAAUCUCCCCAAGGUCUGGCCCCGGCCCCAUAUUCCAGCGCAGACUGUCGUAAGGCCUUGUAUCACGUGUUACUGUCGUCGGUGAUCGCGCCUCAUCCAAGAUGGUCGGCGCCCUUGCAGUGUGCUGUGGGGUUGUUCAGUCGCGGAAGACAGGAUACCAGUAUCAAGGUUUCCAGCUUUUGUGCAGAGGCUUCGAUCAUCUGUCAGAGCAUCAUCCAUCCCAGGGUUCCUUGCCUCCAACAGCCUCUCAGCCUUGCCCAACUUGACCCCAAGAGGGCGCCCUCACAGUCCGUCUCAGAAGCCCGGACCAGAUCUGAUCCCGACUACAUGGAAACAACUGAUCUGAGUGUUGGAUUGGCCACACCAAGUCAAACCGCGGAAGGCAACUCGGUUGGGCUCGAUUCUGGUGGUGGAAUAGCACCCUCUGUUGACAAACACAUUCCAAUUAGAUCAGUAGGUAUCGCUCAGCCCGCAGUUGCGACGGCCAAGAUGGAAGUCCCCUCAAACGGUACUGAGGAGAGUGAGGAUUCAUCUGAUGAGGAUAUCGAGGAUCAGGAGAUCACAGAGGAUGAUCCAGGAAUCAAAGAGGAUAAUCAAAUCAAAGGGGAUUAUCAGGAGAUAAUCCAGGAUCGUCCUGAAGUAUCAGCUUCUAAAGAGACCACCAGCAGAAGUGAUGCAAGUGUAGCAUCCACAAGUUCUCAGCUCCAAGAUGAUAGUGUCCUCGCUUCAACAGUUAGCAUCUCAGGUGGCAAAAAGGUCGCCAGUUCGUCAGCUUCUUCAGACGAUUCAAAGAUCUCCUCGCCGACAAGAAGAUCCAAGAGGCAACUGGCGAGAGUUCAGGAGGAGGAGAGGAGAGAAAGAGAGAAUGCGGGUGCUAGGGAGGAGUCUGGAGAUGCCGACAGUGGGAGCAAAAAGAGGCGGAGAGAAGACGAAGAUGAGGACGAGACUAAGGAGGAGGUACCGGAGAAGAAUCUUGAAGGAGAUGUUUUGGAUGAGACAGAUGUCAUGCUGGCAAGCUUCGUGGACUCGUUGCCCGAUAAGGAAUAAAAACAAAAAA